Molecule: messenger RNA, 1790 nt
Organism: Hylaeus volcanicus
Lineage: Eukaryota; Metazoa; Arthropoda; Insecta; Hymenoptera; Colletidae
Product: protein C10
Exons: 3
Coding region: 268-618 (116 amino acids)
Biological process (GO): post-embryonic development
Source: RefSeq, a predicted model, not a curated record
UUUACAAGCGUAAUGUUUUGACAAGUUCUGAGAAUAGUGACAGAAAAAAGUAAAUUAAAUAAAUGUUUUAAGACUAAAAAUGAUUACGGUUACGAAGAAGCUUCGCGUGUGCUCAUUUACAAUAAAUGAAAUGGUUUUAAGGUUAUAAAGAUUUUCGUAGAAUUAAACUUUGAUACCUUUUAACCUAUCCGUUUCAUUGAAUCAUUUAUUAAUACAUCGUAAAUUUUUCUUUUUCGUGUAUUUUAAUCGUAUAAGUUUGUUCGUGUGAUGACUACAAUGCCCAAUUUUACUCCAGAAAUUGCGAAAGCUAUUUUGACCGAUGUUCUGACAGCAUUAAAUACUCCAGAAAAUGUACAGAAACUCACAGAGGCAAAGGAGAAUUCUGGUAACGAAAUGCUCAAAAUGAUGCAGUUUGUUUUUCCGAUUGUAGUGCAGAUCCAAAUGGAUGUUAUUAAAAAUUAUGGAUUUCCAGAGGGACGAGAAGGUACAGUUCAAUUUGCCCAAUUACUCAGAACUUUAGAAAGAGAAGACCCUGAAAUAGCACAAUUACAUAGUCAAGUUCACUCAUAUUUUCUCCCACCAGUUACUAUAAGUUCCUCGACUGAAGCAUCGCUUUAAAAUAAAAUGAUUUACAUGUAAUGGCAAUUUGCUUUUUCCUUAAUUUUUUCCUUCAUUUAAUAUAGUAAGAGACAUACUAAUUUUCACACUCGAUUUAAAAUAAUCUUCAAUUAUUUUUCUCAAAAAUUUCUUGAAUCUCAGAAACAUUAAUUUUAAUCGAAAAAUAUUAAUUAUCAAUUGUAAUAUAUUCUAGAAGAAAGAUAUACAAGGGACUUCAAAUUAAAUAUUUAAUCAGAAAAAUUAAAAAUUUUUACAUUUAUUUGUAUAAUAAUAAUAAUAAUAAUAAUAUAAUAAUAAUAAUAUAAUCUACUAAAAUAUAUAAUAUUCAUUCAUAAAUGUCCUUUGAAUUUUUUCUGCACUUACACCAACUCUAAAAACUAAACAGUGUUCCAUUGUUCGCGUAAAAAUGAAGCGUGUGCAUCACACCGUUAACAUGCAGAAGAGUAACAAUUAUUUGUUUUCGUAUUUUAAAAAUACAUAUUUGCAAGAUACAAAUAACAAGUGUAAACGACUAACAAAUCGAAGAAAAAGAUCGUAGACGUUAAAUUGCACAUUUAGCAGAUACGAUGACUAAGUAUCGUGGCUUCCCUAUAAAAAGCAGUGAAUGCAGAUCAUUGUACGUCGGUGUACAUCAGUUUGCGUGUAUCAAAGUGACUUCCCGCCCUUACUGCUUAACUUCAUAUUUUCGCGAACAUCUGGAUAAAUACAUAUUAAAUAUACAAUUUCAAUCAUACAAGCAAGUAUGUUGAAAAUGCAUAAAGAAACAAAUUAAUUUAAUGAAGAAUAAUACAAUGGAAUUAUUUAAGCGAUAUUUACUUAUAACAGAAAUUUAAAUCGCGUACAAUUCAUGUAUGAUUCACUUAGGACAAGCAGGCAAAUACAGUUCCCCUUUGCCAAUCGUUGAAUCCACGAAACUGUUUUCUCGUAUAAAAAUUGUAAAAUGCGUUAAUAGUUUUAAAAACGAAAUGCUGAGUUGGUAUCGACACUACCUUGGAAAGUAGUUCAUUAAAAACGUUACUAAUAAAUACAUAUUUUGAUUAUCGACUACCAUCGUUAAGAAAGACGAACAUCAUACCGGUGUUCAUGGAGUGGUCAUUGAUAGUCUCACUCGCUCGAAUGUGAAAAGUAUGGAUGUAAAAUAACGAACUCAGCAAUGUCCCCCCCCCCCCCCC